Molecule: messenger RNA, 9298 nt
Organism: Amoebophrya sp. A120
Lineage: Eukaryota; Dinophyceae; Syndiniales; Amoebophryaceae
Source: the annotation of a GenBank genome assembly
GAGAUUUUACGAAAUGGAAAUUAUUUUUUGAGAUGAAAUAAAAACAGAAAGAGCAAGAAGUUGGAGGUCUUCACUUCCCCCACUGUUAUGUACUUUUUCGAGCCGAACUCCGUAAAGAUGCGUUGGCCGGUUCCGCUUCCGUCUCCUUCCACGUUCUCGGAAGUAUCCUACAGAAAAAGACAGGCAGGUCAUAUUUGUAUUGCAAAAAUGAAUAGAUAAAAAAUCUUGCAUGUCCCAAGUAGCAGCAUGCUAUGGGGUCACCCAUAACAGAUUUUUCUGCUAUUUUACUUUUGCAUUGCAAAUAUGCGUCUGCCCUGCCUGCUUUUUUCUGUAGGAUAGGAAGCGAGUGAGAGCACCGUAAGGAAUUUUUCCUCGAAGGCCGGCGCCAUGCUUAUGCUGUUCUCAACUACUACAUUCUCAACUGUUGCAUGAAUUUGUGAUGCAAGCGCAGCAAUAUGGAAAGGGGCAAGCUUGCGAGUCUCGCAUCACAAAUUUGCAACAGAGUUAGAUGCUGUUUAGCCCUUCGAUAAUUUGUCGUGCGAAGCGCCUUAAUCUUCUGGCGACUUAUGGGAAUUUUGCAUGACAAAUCAUGUAACACCAGUUGAGAGUGUAACAGUUGAGAGCGCCAUAAUGCUCCGUCAGGUCACGGCCGAUACUGCCUGUUCGCCCGCAGAUAUGUUGCAUGGUAUUUUUCCAUAAUUGUCGUUUUCUCCUACCUUCUCGUUGUUGCCAUGGCAUGGCACCCCCCCUUGGAAUUCCUCACUGCAAUCUAGCAAUGUGAACUUGAACAACGGCAACAUGUUGACUCAGAACCAGAAGACUUUCGACACAACUCCAGGUAACAAGAACUCCUUCAACCUCAACGCAAAGAUGAACCACUACGAGCAGCAGACCAGGAAGCCUACGACGUCGACCACAAGCGACGGCUUUUUUCGGCCAGUCAUGUUCACCAGUAGUACUGCUCCUGCGCCGGCGGGCAAAGGUAGCAAUUAUGUCACGACCAAGAACAAAGCUGCGUCGAAAAGCGCUUUCUCUACUUCCUCGGAGGACGAAGCGAGUAAUCCGCGGAGCAAAAGAAAAAUUCACCUCGAUGUUGAUAACAACAGGAAAAUAAACCAGGCUCGGCACAGCAAUUCUUCUAGCAGUGCAAAGUCGGUGGACACGUUUACGACUUUCAAGAAACCCGCAAUAAUUUGGAACAACUUCAAUCAGAGAAUGGAGUCGUCCGAAGAAAAAGAGAAACAAAUGAAACAUAACGAAGAUCAAGAUGCGUACAAAAAAAUAAACGCAAAUCUACUGAAGAGCGAUGUUGAAGAUGAGCAAGGGCAAUUAUCCGAUUUUUCCCUAGACGAGGACGAGGAGAUCAGCAGCCGCUUUUCAUCGUCCUCGUCCCACCUGCGGCGUAACAAGUUCGGCCAACAGUUCCCACCCGUGCCGCUCGCGCCAGUGCGGAAAAAAUCUUUUCAGCUCCCCUCGGAGAAGCGGCGACAAGAGCAGGAGGCGCAGCAGGGGAAAGGGAAAUUAUACGGGGACGAUCAUGUUGCAAGCGACGUCACUAGCAAAAAGACCACCGGAGCAAGGCCGCACCCCUUUCCAUUACCAAACCACGCAAGCCUGGACGAGCAACAGAAGCGGAAAAACGAAGUGAGCAACAAGUUUUUGACGGGAAACCUCGGGUUUUCGAAAAACCUGCCGAAAAAAGUGCAGGUAAAGCCGUUUGUGUUCACGACAGCGUCCGCUUCACCAACCGCUGCUGGUUCGCCGGUGAACAACUACGACGGUGGUACUAAAUCGAUGAAUUUCAUUAAGUCAUCGACGGACCAGCACCUCCCGCAAAAAAAACACAUCAAGUAUAGCAAUAAUUAUUCAACAUCGCCGAACAAGAAGAAGAACAAUAAACCUCUAACGCGGAAAAGCCGCUCCUCCGUUCAACUAGACCGCACCAAUCCGGCUAAUCGCGUGUGGCUCAAUCCUAAUAAUCAUGCUGGUCAUCAUGAUGUUGAUUCAUCGGAGAAGAAAGCGGCCAGUAGCUCCGUACCAAUCAGCGAGGGACGGGAAACGGACCAGGAUUUUCUUGGCGAAACCGCAGAAGAUGAGCAUAAUGCACAUCGAGAGCAAACAAACCAAAAAACGCGAUAUGCGGCGAAGGAAAAGCAACAGAAAAACUUAUUCUACGCACACAACAACACGACUUCGAGAUCAGAAGACGGCCGCAAAAAAAAUCACGUUCAGGAUUCAGAAGAUUAUCACUCCGCUACUUCAAAGAAUGACUACACUGCAACAAGACCACAAGCAAAUUGUUCCCACCUCCCUACGUGGAUGUUGAACAGCGGCGCCGCAGCGACGAGAAACACCCAUGAACCACCGCAAAACUUUCAAACAGGGGCUGCACACAAUCUUCAGCCAAGUUUUAUCCGCGCAAAGAGCUACGACCGGAAGGUUCACGUUAAGAAAUUCUCUUUCCGCCCGUUGGAUUGGCAGCCCGAAGAGCUGAAGUUGCGGGAUUUCCAGUUCGACUUCAAGCAAAGUUGCAUCCAGGAAACGCGAAACUCCAAUUCUUCUUCCGGAGUUUCUUCUUCCGCGCACGACGAGGGCCAGUCGGCUUUUGUCACUGCGAAGGAAGAGGACAACAACUACGUUUCAAGGAUGAAAAACUAUCCUGGUACUGCUGCUGGUGCUGGUCGUGGUUGCUCUUCAAGUAGUUCUUCUCAAAUAUCGUCUUCGUCUGACGAAAAUCAGCCGCGACGUCGCGCUGGCACUGCAGCUGCUACAACAGGUAGAAGUUCCCGAUCGAAAGUUCGCUUUUUGCAACAACAGGUAGAAGUUCGCUUUUUGACAGACGCGCAAGCUCCGUAGCGGUGCCGAGGGGAAGUCGUGCGAAUGUCGGACCAAGCAUUGCGGCCCUCUGUGUGGGGUAUAGCUAGUAGAGGGCCAAACGAGGACCCCUCCGCCCUUGUCUGCCCCAAUGUCGCGAGAUGUUGAAUCAGGUCGGAAGAGGGGCGGGGGAAUGGACCGACCUGAAGGCCACAGUUUUGCAAAGUUUUGGAAAUAUCUUUCCCCGACGGUAUUGCGUGACACGCACUCACUGCGUGUCAAGUGCGUGUCACUCUUCACGCCUGUAUUCUCGCCACCAGCGAUUCGGUAGUGCGUGUCAGUGCGUGUCACCAGAUUUAGGUGCAAAAAGUGACACGCACUGACACGCACUAGAUGCGUGUCACUACCAUACCGUGCAGGAAUGAGACAACGCCUGUUGGGUUUUGGUCUUCCCCGAUGGUAUACGGUGACACGCACUGAGUGCGUGUCACUUUUUGCACUAUAUUCUGGUGACACGCAGUGACACGCAAUGCGGUACGCAAGUGACACGCAGUGUGACACGCACUGCGUGUCACUUGCGUAUCACUUUGCGUGUCAACUGCGUGUCACUUUUUGGACUCAACUGCGUGUCAACUGCGUGUCACUUUUUGGACGUUUUGCUUGUCUGAGCGUGUUCAUUUUUUUGCGCCUUUUCUUCCCGAAUUCGACUGCCUUUUUUUGCGCCACAUUCUGCUUUUUUGAACAACAGAAAAUACGGCUUUUUUCUGUACUUUGGCAGCUCCAAGUUGAAGAAAAAGGCCGCGCUGUGUGCUUUGCUGCAGAAAGUACUCAAGACCGGCGCCCCCGCCCUCCCUGCUGGCGGGGGUUGGCCGGCAUGGGAGAGAGCACGAAGCGCCCGGAAAAGGGAAAAGAGGCCUUUUCCUGAAACUUGGCGGCCCGAAGUUGCAGAAAAAGGCCUCCAAAUAAUUGCCGCGAGCAAGUGCGCGCGCUUGGUCUGACUUGGCUUCUUUGGCUCGGGCGAUGCUUCCUCGCUAUUGUUGGGCGCGCAGCUGGGGGCGCGGUUGGGUGCAAGCCGGCUUCUUUGCUGCGAUAGCUGCGAAGAAACGAAAAGAAGGGCUUUUUCUGCAACUUGGCGGCCCCAACUUGUUGAAAAAGCCUGUCAGGCGAGACUUGCUCUGGAUAACACUCGGAAGGAACGCAACGAAAUAUUUUCGAAGCAAUUCAAUUGACGCUCCCAUACUGGCACUGCAGCUGCUACAACAGGUAGAAGUUCCCGAUCGAAAAUGAAAGACACUCGCCCUACUCUCCUCCACCACUACCUAGAUCCGGAAACCUGCAUUCAGAAAGUCCGUUCAAGACGGGCGAGUCAGCAGAGUGUUCUUGACGUGAAGAGUCAGCGGAACUUUGUUUUCGAAGAAGAUCGGCGGAAAAUUGGGGCGGACCGCGAAGAGUCUGCUUCAUCAGUUCGCCGUGGGAAGAGAAAAAGCAAAGCAGGAAGGAAAUCCGCUUCCAGAGGAGGGCACGACCAGCAUCGUCGUGCUGGCCACAGAGGAGAUGUUGAUCAUGCCAGUGAACAGAGAAGCGAGCAUCGGAAGUCCGGCCGGGCCCGGCGCCGGCCUUCUCCAGAAGAAGAAGAGCAUAAUGAGCAUGUUGGUGAUCCGCAACAGGGCGGCCGUCGUGGGGAGAAAAGAAACGGGCAAGAGCACCACAAACCGCCCCGCAAAAGUUCCAAGACCAUGCCGAGUUCUCCAUCUGGAGCUGCGGUGCGGAAGAAAUCCUACAAAGAGUUCGGGAACAACUUCUACACGUCGCCAAACUCGCCGAGUGAUAUUAAGCUUAAGCGGGAAAAUAAAACUUCUAGCCCGGCGCCAGCGUCAACAUCCAGGGCACCAGAGAUGAGCAGAAGCGAAAGGAGGCGUCGGCGCAGAAAGUCGCAUCGGCACGCUUCUGAGUGCGGAGGACUACAGGAGGAACAACAGCAGCCAAAAAGCGCGGCAAGCGAAAACAAUAAGAAGAGUCCGGCAAAACAGGGCGCAGCUUCCAUUAUGCCAAGUCGAGCCAGAAGUAGGGACGUGGAUGAAGAACAAAGUCCACAGAAUAAUUAUUCAAAGACUGAUUUGGACAACUGCGAGGACAUGCUGAAUAGCUCCACCACCAGCCGCAGACCGCCCUCCAACGAAAGCAAUUUCCGUGCCCCAAAUCGCUCGCGAGCGGGAACCAGCGUCGGGCCGACAAUGAACAAUAAACAGUCCGAUUCAACAACAUCUGCACAGCAGUCCACCUCCGCGAGCAGUGCCACGUAUGAACUGCAAAAGUAUCGUACUAGUACAAAUUGCAUUACAAAUUAACUUAGCAUUACAAAUUUAAAUUUGUAAUGCGGAUUUGCCUUAACAAAAAGAUUUGUAAUGCAUAAACGCAAGUAGUACGAGUACGAUACUUUUGCACAGGAUACCACGACACCAAGAGCUCUGGUCCCCGGUGUUGUUCCGAUGCCGCCGUUAUCAAAUGCAAAAAUGUCUGGGUCUGGAAGAAUGCAGAUUUUUGUCAUGGUGUUUUUGCUUGACACAGAAGGUCUGUCAUGGAAAGCCUAGCAUCACAGAUUUCGAGAACGUUCCGCAAUGCUUAAUCCGCAUGACAAAUCCCCCUGUUUGGUGACAGAAAGUGGGAACCUUUUUCUGCCUAUGCAUGAGAGAUUUGCGCGUGUUGUGGAAUUCGCAUCACAAACUCGGAUUCUUCCAGACCCAGACGUUUUUGCAUUUGAUAGCCGUAUGGUGCGACCUACAACGUGCCCAUUCCGACCCCCUGGCCGAACGCGGCAUUUAAUGGUACUAUCCCGAGGGGGUGCAGCGGGGAGUCCGCAAAGGAUAUUAGACCGCAGCAGUUACCGACGUCGAGCAAGACGGGCGAAGAUGAUGUCGAAGCAGUGGAGCUGCAAGUAGACCCUCGUCUUGUUCAAAACGGCCUUUUGCAGCAGGAGGCAGACGUAGAAUUGGAAGACAACGUGAUCGCCAGCUCCGAAUCUCGCAGAAAAACGCUGUGUAAUCCGGAGACAAAAACUACAAACAUGAAUUCCGCAACUGAGACCUCAAAUUUGGUCAACAACGCCACCCUGCUCGAUGCGAACGAGAACCGGAUUUCUGACAUCCCACUCCAUCCCUCCUCCCGAAACGUCGGGUUCUCUGAUUUGCAAUUCGAGGCCAGCCCCGUGGAAGAGCAAAGCGAGACGUCCUCUUCAACGAGAAAUCAGCGAGAGAAGGCGAAUAUCCAGUGCAAAUAUGUCUGGGUCUGGAAAGAAUGGAAUUUGUGAUGCCAACCUUCGAUGAUACAAAAACCUGUAUUGCAUGAGCAGCAAACGGCACUCAGUUUUUGCUAGUCUGCGAAAGCAUUUUUUCUCAUGCAGUAUAGGCGUGAGAAAGCCUUCACAAAACCUGUAAUGCUAAAGCAUGCAUCACCGACAUUGCAGGUAAAAUUUGCAUGGCAAACUCCCCCAAUCUUCCAGACCCUGACAUAUUUGCAAUCCAUAGCGAAGGCAGCGAAGCGAGUUUCCUCCUCCUCCACCGUUGUUGUAGCGCCGGACGAAGUAUCCGUGUGCAAAAGUAUCGUACUCGUAUUGCAAACAUGCAUUACAAAUCUUUAUCGCAAGGUCAAUCCGCAUUACAAAUUUUCUCUCUAAUGCUGUAAUGCAUUUAUAAGAGUACGAUACUUUUGCAGGUCAUACGAAGUAGAGGGUCCGCCGCGACGAGCGAGACACCAGUUGCCCACACCCGGCGCGAUGUCGCAGGGGGGACAGUCGGAAGGUAUAUUAUAUUGGGUUUUCUGAUACAUCAGUGUCAGUGUCGGCAUUCUUCUUGCAUGAUGACAAGGAGUUGUUCUUGACGUAUGCUUGGCAUGGAAAAUUCAAACACAGCAACCAAAGAACUCAAUACAUCUUCAGGUCUCACCGACGAUCUUUACAGCUACAGUGUUUUUCUCGCUACCAACGGCGGAACAAUCUUGUCUUCCGACGGGAGCAGUUCGACCACCUCCACUUCUUCCAGUCACACACGAAAGGAAAUGCUGCAGCAAUCUGUUGUCCCGUUUCAGCACCCUUUUGUCGCGGGUGGCGGUACCACUACAACGUAUAGCAGUUACGGAGCAAAUGCAAAUCAAAAUCUAAUGAACAAAACGCGCCAGCCGCCACCGAAGCCCGGCAGCAGUGCGACGAUGAGCAGCAGAUCUCGCCACAACAUGAUCAUGCCCACAAUUAACGACAACGAACUUUCUGGUGAGCAAAUUUCCACCGAGAACAAUUCUUGCAAUAAGCAGAACAGCACUGUGUUGAUUUUGAACCGCGCUUUGCCACCCAGCACAGUUAACACGUCGUCCAGCGCAAGUGCAACUACUUCCAGCUCCUCUUCCGGUCAGAUUCACGACAGCAUGAUCGUCGAUUCCGGACCACCUGAUGAUACAUCUAAAGAGAAAAAGCUCCUCCUGGUUCCCAGCCGCAACAAGAUGCUCUUCGUCACGGGCAAAGCGCCCUACCGCGGACCGCCGGCCUGUUUCAAAAAACCGCCGGAGCUGAUUGGAGUGCCGAAGAGAAGGCCCACGACCGGCUCGACGAUCGCAGAAUCGUUCAAAAGCUUACUGAAGAUGAAGAGCAGUACCAGUGCGAACAACGAAUCUACCGCGUCACGGACGCGAAGCGCGUCGCCGGGUGCUUCUACUUCUUGCAAGAACGGGGGGAAAAACAACAAUCAGUUUUUCACCAGCUCCAAGAUGAACCGGCAAAUUGUCGGGGAGCACAAGCAGGCACAGGAAACAACAGCUUAUUCCGCUUGUUGGCGCAGUAGAACCAAAUCAUCGCACGAAGACUGCUCUCACCGACGCGACGCUCCUCCCGAUGAAGUCUGCCUCCUUGACGAGGAAUGGCAGCGGGUUGACGCGUGGUUUCGGCUACCGCAAGAGCCGACGAUUUUGCAGGCGCAGAAGGUGAAGUCGCCCGACGGCGUGUCCGAGCAGUGCUGUGCCGUGGACCGCUUGGCGAGUAUACCAGUGGAAGUUCACUUCGGGGAACGACCAAUAAUAUCGAGCAAGAUGACAACCAAUUGCGCUGUUUGAUGCGAUCUACCUUUGGCUAUGCCACGAACUUAUUGACACUUCCAUCUAAGACAGAGUAAGAUUAACAACAUUUGACCAUACCAGCACUAGCACGGCCUUUCUAUGGAUGCCUUUUGUUUUUUCAAGAAAUAAUCCGACUGUAGUCACGAUGAGCUUAGUCUGUGACCGUGUGAUAAAAAACCAAGACCAACCCCCUUCUUUCGUUUCCUGUUUCUUGCCCACUUUGAAUAAUUGCUGAAGAUUCUACUGUGCUUCGCUUGUGAUCCUACUGAUAUGCUACAUCUUCAUCCAAUCUGAACAUUCUUGCGCCAGCCAACACGUAUUCAAAAUUUCUUGCCUAUUGACACGUAUAAGUUCAAGUCUGAGUCAGCAUCGAGUCGGGUUAGUUUUUACUUCGUCUUGCUUAUUGAAAGAAAAUCUUACCUUCAGGUAUGUCGCAACAUUUCUACUAACAGCCUGUCUUGUCAUACAGUCUUACAACAUCUUGAAUUCUCGAAAUUCACGGCAGAUGAGGUGGCGCCAUGACAUUGUUUCUUUGAAUUUUUACAAAUUGUCUUUUGUCACUUGAUAAUAUGCCAGUGCCAUCAUCUUAUUUAUCCAUUUAUUUUCGCUCAGGAACAGAGCUAUCGUACCCACAGACAAGAACCCACGUUCCGACUUCUUGUUGGUAGCAGCCCUCUGCAAGAAUGAAGGUGAAACGUCGGCUUCCAACCGUAGCUCGUUCGCCUCAAUAGAAGUAUUUUCGUCCUGCUUCAGCUAACUCAAUACAAGCCCGAGGUAGUACUCCCACCUGCACUUCUGCAACGGGCGAGAACAAAGCUCGUCUUCAUCACCAGGCCAACAAAAUAAGUAGAUCCUCCUCAGCGCUUCAGAAAAAAUUAAACUCUAGUCCCGCCUUUGAAUAAAAAGUUGAUAUCAGCUACACCGGGGCUGAACUUUUUAUAUUUUCCGGACAAUUACUAUCUGAACGUGAACACAGAUAAAGAUAGACUCUAUCUUGCGCAAUAAGUAAUUCAUUUUUUACCUCGCAAAGGAGCUGUACUGUUGUCCACGUGAAAUUAAUUGUAAAUUAUCCAAGAUUACGAGGUUGGUGCCUUUGUUUACCGAAUCUGGUUCAGACGGUGUUGGAACGCAAGCAAAUCAGGUGUUCGCUGUGACUGUGGCAUGGCACCAUCUUCAACCGCUUCAACCGCAACCCGGGCACUAUCGACGACGCGACGAAGUCAAAAGGAGAAGGAAAGAAAGAGCGAGUUUUUGAGAGUAAGACGGACGGAUAUUGUCGUCGCAUUAUAUACCAUUGGCAUUGAUUAAGUAACAAGUUGACGAGCAAUUUUGAUGUGUCGGAGUUUAUGCUCCAUCUUGUUUUUCUACUUCUUGACUGAUUAGC